Molecule: messenger RNA, 1214 nt
Organism: Pygocentrus nattereri (red-bellied piranha)
Lineage: Eukaryota; Metazoa; Chordata; Actinopteri; Characiformes; Serrasalmidae
Gene: gjb7
Product: gap junction protein beta 7
Exons: 4
Coding region: 88-867 (259 amino acids)
Biological process (GO): cell communication
Cellular component (GO): connexin complex
Source: RefSeq, a predicted model, not a curated record
UUCCCCGCUUUAAACAGGGGGUCCACACCGCCGCCCCCACACACAGAUCCUCAGGAACCUCCUGCAGACAGCAAAGGCGCUGCAGGGAUGAACUGGGGUUUUCUGGAGAACGUUCUGAGCGGAGUGAAUAAGUACUCCACGGUGGUGGGCCGGAUCUGGCUCUCCGUUCUCUUCAUCUUCCGGAUCCUGGUCUUCGUGGCUGCGGCAGAGCAGGUGUGGAAAGAUGAAAACAAGGAGUUUGUCUGCAACACCAAGCAGCCCGGCUGCGAGAACGUCUGCUUCGACCGGUUCUUCCCCAUCUCUCAGAUGCGACUGUGGGCGCUGCAGCUGAUCAUGGUGUCCACUCCGUCCCUGCUGGUGGCGCUGCACGUGGCGUACCGGGAGCACCGGGAGAGCAAGCACGGCAGGAAGCUCUACGAGGAUAAAGGCAGGAUAGACGGCGGCCUGCUGUGCACCUAUCUGCUCAGCCUGGUUCUGAAAACCGCCUUCGAAGUGGGCACUCUUCUGACCUUCUACAUCCUGUACGACUUCAACGUGCCCAGGCUGCUGCGGUGCGAGGAGAGCCCCUGUCCCAACACCGUCGACUGCUACAUCUCCAAACCCACGGAGAAGAAGGUCUUCCUCUACAUCAUGGCCUGCACGUCCAUCCUCUGCAUCGUGCUGAACGUGACGGAGAUGCUGUACAUCAUGUCCAAACAGUGCUGGAAGUGCUUCAGUAAGAGGUACAUCCCUGUGGACCACAAGGGGGCGUGCCGGUGUCAUCCUCCAGCCACCCUAAUUCUCGGCUCACCUGGACUAAAGCCUGAAUCUGUGAGCAAAGAGAUGAUUCAGUUUCAGUCGACACCGACAUUGAAGGAACCAACCUGAACAGCACAUUCAGUUCCACAAACAGAAACAUAGAGAUCACGGUUGUCCCAACAAAACCUCGCAUCUCCAAAGCGGUAACUUUACAGGAGAAGGAAAAAACCUACUUUAAUUUUAAUGGAAGUCAAUGGAGUUUUUAUCAAGUGAAUUUUGGCCAUUUAUUUCGGUCCAUCCUUCAAGAAAUUUAUACAGAAUAUAAAGACCAACAGGCAUUUUCAGAUUCUGUCAAAACCUGAAAAUCAACAAAAACAGAUACACGAGGUUUUGUUCUGACAACAGCUAUAUAUAAAUAUAUAUUUAUCUAUCAACGUAUACACAUUUUGUCUGUGUGCCUUUGUAUUUAUCUCUGA